AUGCCCUUCAUUCAACCUCCUGUCCAACCCUUGCCGCCCGACCUAGAUGUUUCGGGCUUGUCAAUCAUCGUCACUGGAGCUAGCUCGGGUUUGGGGCUUGAAUUCAGUCGUCAAUACCUCAUUAGAGGCGCCUCUACACUCAUUCUUGCUGUCAGAGACAUCGCCAAAGGCGAACAGACGAAAUUGCUUCUAAAGAGCGACCCGCAGGUUCUCAACUCAAACAGACAAGCCGACAUUCGGGUGAUGCUGUUUGAUGCAGCAUCAUAUAGAAGCAUCAAGAGCUUCUUGGACACGGCGAAUCAUGAACUAAAACAACUCCAUAUCUUGAUGCUCAACGCGGGUGACAAUGGUUUCAAUUACGCGCAAACCAUCGAUGGUCAUGAACGCACGAUCCAAGUUAACCAUCUCGCGAACGCAGCAUUAAUCUUUGGCUUUCUUCCUCUGCUAGAACAAACAACGAAGCAAUCGGGGAAACAGACCCGGAUCUCAGUCACAGGAAGUCGCAUGUCCAUUGCUACCCCCCUUUGCAAAGAUCCUGCACAAGGAACGGCACAAAAUGUGUUGCAGUACCUUGACGAUCGAAGACAUUUCCAAGGGCUCACGCGCUACGGGGACUCGCAACUGUUAAUUCUACUUUUCAUCCACCGACUAGGAAAGCUCUAUGAUUCAGAUACAGUCAUCAUUAAUAACUUCUGUCCCGGCAUGGUCAAUACAUCCAUGACCAAGAGUCUUCCUUGGUACAUUCGUGCCCCAGCAGCUACAAUGAGGAACCUCAGAGGAGUAAGGAAAGUAGAGCAAGGUGGGUGGAUUGGUCUGAACGCCGCUGUAGUGGCCGGCCCUGAGUCUCAUGGUCAGUUGAUCAGUGACACUCAACUCGAACACGUCGACUCCUUUUACAACUCUGAAGUUAUUCACGCAUUGGAGGAAAAGAUAUGGAGUGAGACAGUAAACGAUGUUGCAAAAGUGGUAGAUGCACCAGUGUGGGGCAGUGAGGUGAUCAAUAUCACGCCGCCAUUCCUUCAACAGCGAUUUUCCCGUCACCAGGGUGGACUAGAUCUGAAAUACAUUGUCUUGAGGCGUGGUACUAUUCUACUUCCAAUUUUAGCGAACCACGAGAUAAAGGAUGCAAAGCAGAUCAAAAAGGUUGAACAAAACAGUGUCGCCAACCUCGAUACCUGGUAUUCAGUCAUAGAUGAUACAGAAGACAAGAACUCCGAGAUUGCUCCCAAGGAAAUAGACUUCACGCGAAAAAUGACUGGAUGA
Molecule: messenger RNA, 1263 nt
Organism: Fusarium poae
Lineage: Eukaryota; Fungi; Ascomycota; Sordariomycetes; Hypocreales; Nectriaceae
Exons: 6
Coding region: 1-1263 (420 amino acids)
Source: RefSeq, a predicted model, not a curated record